This is a messenger RNA of Pelmatolapia mariae (spotted tilapia), 4411 nucleotides long. RefSeq names its product carboxy-terminal domain RNA polymerase II polypeptide A small phosphatase 1-like. Gene Ontology annotation, molecular function: RNA polymerase II CTD heptapeptide repeat phosphatase activity. The transcript is spliced from 7 exons. The coding region runs from base 265 to 1062 and encodes 265 amino acids. The record is from RefSeq and is a predicted model, not a curated record. NCBI's taxonomy places the organism in Eukaryota, Metazoa, Chordata, Actinopteri, Cichliformes, Cichlidae.
ACCGUCAGGUCCCAUUUAGCGAAGACAAAUUGAUGAACUUCUCCAGUAUUUACAUCUUUUGUAACUUUUUAAGACUUAUUUUUAUUUUAUUUUAACUUUUACAGGUAUUUCUGUUCGGUGUUUCUGGCCGUUGACAAGGUUUCUUUUGGUUUUAAGCUGCAGCAUGCGCGUCCGCAAACAGGGAGUGGCAAAAUUUAAAGACUUGAAUUUGCCGUAACUCCUCGCAAGUUUUAAACGGCGGUAAAGUUCCUGUGUGCGGAUCCAAUGGCCCACCCGUCGUCGGUAAUCACGCAAGUAAGAAGAGAGGAGGAGGAGGAGGGGGAGGAAAAUGCCUGUCUUCGUGAGGAAGGUUCUGUUGCUGUUUCCAGCUCAAAGAAGUCUUACAGCAGAGGUUUUCUUCGCCGUCUUUUCAGUUGUCUGUGUAACAAAGACGCCAAACCACCUCCAGUAAAAAUCAACGCCCCUCUCUCGCUAGAAGAAAAUGGGACAAAACUGCCAGGAGAACCACUGCUCCCACAGAUGGAAUCAAAUGAUGAAGGAAAAAUCUGUGUGGUCAUUGAUUUGGAUGAAACACUAGUGCAUAGUUCAUUUAAGCCAGUGAACAAUGCAGAUUUUAUCAUUCCAGUGGAAAUUGAUGGAACAGUUCACCAGGUGUACGUGUUAAAGAGACCCCACGUCGAUGAAUUCCUAAAGAGGAUGGGAGAAAUGUUUGAGUGUGUUCUGUUCACCGCAAGCUUGUCAAAGUAUGCAGACCCUGUGUCAGACCUGUUGGAUAAAUGGGGGGCCUUCCGGAGCCGUCUUUUCCGGGAAGCUUGCGUCUUCCACAAAGGAAACUACGUAAAAGACCUGAGCCGUUUAGGAAGAGACCUCAACAAGGUUAUCAUCUUGGACAACUCCCCAGCCUCCUACAUCUUCCACCCCGAAAAUGCAGUUCCUGUAGCAUCCUGGUUUAAUGACAUGUCAGACACUGAGCUCCUCGAUCUUAUCCCGUUCUUUGAGAGACUAAGCAAGGUGGACGACAUCUAUGACAUUCUCAAACAUCAGAGUACUUCACAGAGUUAACAGAGGCGGGAUAAUAGGAUGAAGAUGAGCACCAGCGGCUGUCAUCCGGGGGCCACGGAGGCCGGUGGGCAGAAGGCUCCACAGUGCUUCCCAAUACAAGGACCACACUGCAAUAAAGGGCUGUCAUUUAAUCUAAGAUUGUCACAGCAGUACUGCUUACAAAGUGACAGCAGCCUUCCAGCUGGGUUGAGUGCUGCUGUACAGGCAGUUGACCUGAACGUUGUGACAGAUCUGUUUUUCUUUUUUGUGAUGUCCAAGAUGGUUCAUAUGUGAUUAAAUAACUUCUGGAGAUAUCUUUUGCAGUGCAGCUAGCGUGUUGUUGUUGUUGUUGUUGUUGUCGUUUUGUGACAGCACUGACCUUUGUAAGUUUGCUGUAAAGCUAGAUUGUGCGAGCAGUUGUUCAGCGUCAUUUUACAAAUUCACCACUAUCAGUCAUUUUAAUGUCAGUGAAGCAAAAGCAUUUGAAGUUUUCACACAGCAAAUAACACACCACUGAAGACUGUAUAUUAGCUCCUGCUGAGCUAAUAUAUAUACAAAAAAACGUUCAUCUUGUAUUGCUUAUUUUGAUGUUUUCUUAAUAUUGUAUAUUUUACUGUAUGUCUCUGAAAAGCUUUGAAUAGAAUAUACCAUUUAAUGUAGCACUUGCUUUUACAUGUAAAAGACGUUUUUCUUUCUUCAUCUUUUUUUUUUUUUUUUUUGCAAUAGAAAAAAAAUAUCCAUUAGUCUGCUGUUAGUGAAUAUACACUGCUCAAGAAAAUUAAGGGAAUACUCAUCACAGUCCGUCUGGUAAGGAAGCAGAAACCAAUGAAUCCAUUGCACCUACUUAAAUCAAAGCUACGACAGCUACACUGGAGAGAUGACAACAAGACAACCGACAAAAAGUGAGCAUUUUUCUUUAGUUUUGCUUUUUGUUACUGUUCUUGUCAUUACUGGUAGCAUGAGAGCAGCUCAUUCAGGUUGCACAGGUAGUCCAGCUUCUCCAGGAUGCUCCAGCAUCCGUAGAUGCUAAUACAAGAAUCUUUGCUGUGUCUGCCAACACAGUCUCAAGAGUGUAGAGGCCAUAUCAAGAGAUGGUUCUUUACACAAGGAGAGCUGGAUUAUGCUGAUUAUGCGACUUAGCAAAAGGGCCGGUAUCGUCUUCUUCUGCAAGAAGGAACAGGAGGAGCAUUGCCAAAAUGGCCUCUAAACAUGGGAGGUCCACCACUGGCACCACAUUCUCUUCACAGAUGACAGCAGUUGACACUGAGCACGUCUGUAAGAUGUGAUAGAGUCUGAUACUGUGGUGAGCAUUAGCCAGGAUGGCUGGUGUGGCAGUGGUUUAGUGAUGAUCUAGGGAGGCGUUUCCAUGGAGGGUCACACAGAUCUCCAUGUGUUCUUGAACCGUACCUUGAUCAUUGUUAAGGAUAAAGUUCUCAGAGCCACUCUCAGAUGUUAUGUAGGUGCAGUGAAAGACAAUGGCUGGCCGCAUGUAGUUUGUGCGUAAUUCCAGAAUGACAAAGACACUGAAGCCAUGGAGUGGAUCUUACAUUCAUCAGAAGAUGACUCCAGCUGAGAAAUUGUCGUACAUCUGAUGCUGUGACCUGUCGCCACAGACUCUUCAGGAACUCAUAGAUGACGUGAUCCAAAUCUAGGAAGAGAUCAUCCAGCAUACUGUACACCAUGUCACCAGGAGCAUAAGUUGGAUCGCCUGUGAUCUCCAUUUUAAGGAGUAACAUCCUCAGUCUGUCGGGCAGGUGGGCACUGGAGAGCAUAGACACCUAAUUUGUAAACACAAUAACUCAAAAAUUCUUCUUCGUUCGUUAGGAAGUCACCUAGGAUUUUCAGAUUGAUACCAUGGAUGCAUCUGCUAGGAGGCUGAGGGGUAGCACCAAUAUUUUUAUUAACUAACUUUAUUUAAAGGUCUCAUAGUGCUGAUGAUUCUGGUUUCACGUGACUCACCUGAUUUUAAAAUAACAUUUUAUUUAUCAAAUGCAAAGUAAGUGUUCCCCUAAUUUCUUUGAGCAGUGUAGUUUUUAUUCCGUUACUAAAUCCUAGCAUUAGUGGGAUAUGUGAAAAUCAUUUUAGAAGAUGACUGUAUAUAACAGAUGGGUGCAGCUUUGGGGUCUAAACGUGAAGCAGAAAUUCCUCAAACCUGCAUUUUUUAUUUCUCUCUCGAAGCAUGGGACUUUACAAACCAAUGGGUGAUGUCAUGAGAGCUACAUCCAUCUUUUAUAUACAGUUUAUGGUUAUGCAGUUCCAGGCAUGAACACCAGGUUCUUUUAUUUUUGCAAUUUCAACCUGUAAGGCUUGUAAGGCUUCUAAAGCUUAGUCAGGCUUUGUUGUACUGUAUAUGCAGAUGGGUGGCAAAGGAAAAACCAGUGUCAGGUUUCUCAGUAAGAACGACUUCAGCGUUGAUUUAAUUAGUUCCUUCAACUCUAGUGGAUAGGAUAACACUCUGCCAAAUGAUAUUACCUCAUCUGGUGUUUUGUUGUUGCUAAUGGAGAGAGUUGUCAAACAUGCCAGCCCCAAAUCUCCCUUAGUUAUUCACUUGGGUCGAGAUGUUAUGACUGCAAAGUCCAAAGUAUGAUUUAUAUAUGUUCAGUAUGGAAGAAACCAACAGUUUAAAAAUGUGUUAUUCAGAGGAUCACUUUUAUAGAAUAAUAACUUUGAAAUGAUUUUUUUUCCCCUUUUAAUGGAGUAAGGUGCCUAAACUCUGCCAGAGGUACAACAGCCACAGCAGGAGUCAAGGGUUCAGGUUUUUCCUUUAAUUUGUCACCCACUGUUUAGCUCUGGAGUAGCAUUAAGAAGCAGAUUUACACCACACUGACUGAAGGUCACACACGUGUACAACAGCAAAAGUGGGUGAGGCUAUUUUUUUGUUUAUUUGUUUUUUUGUAAAUACGUUUAUCAGGAUUUUAUUGUGAUCUAGUUUUAAUGUUUUUCUGAGUUAUCACUUGUGUUAGCCAUCAGUAAUGUAAUAUUUGAUGCAGUCUUGGAUAAGUUUGAUUUGACUUUGCCUACUGUCAGUAAACUUGAAUGUGGCGUGUACGACCUUAUCGAUCUGUAUAUUCAGUUUGAUUUGAGGGGAAUUUGCCACAUGUGCUCAAAUCCCGAUUUUGUAUUUGUGUGUGUGGAUUUCAGAGUGAUUGCAUUAGUUUAUCUCUAUUAGUUUUACUUUAAACAAAAGAAAAACCAUAAUCUGUCUUGAAGUAUUCAUUUAUCUUUUGGAACAUAUGCAACAAGAUGACUCUACUCAAGUAAAGAAGCUGGUUUAAAUGAGCGCGUUCCUUCAACUGCAGCUAAUAACAGUCAACGCUGGGGGAAAAAAAGACGAGAUACUUUCACCUUCCAUCAAUAAAGCAUGUUUUAU